This is a messenger RNA of Prunus dulcis (almond), 985 nucleotides long. Its product is annotated as 60S ribosomal protein L6, mitochondrial. Gene Ontology annotation, biological process: translation. Gene Ontology annotation, molecular function: rRNA binding; structural constituent of ribosome. Bases 165 to 473 code for a protein of 102 amino acids. The transcript has 2 exons. NCBI's taxonomy places the organism in Eukaryota, Viridiplantae, Streptophyta, Magnoliopsida, Rosales, Rosaceae. The record is from RefSeq and is a predicted model, not a curated record. Gene Ontology annotation, cellular component: ribosome.
GUAAUUUUGAGGCCUUAUUCGUUUUGAGACUUCCAAAGAAAUCUCUUUGGUCUCAAGCUGCCGCCUCCUCCAUCUUCUGAACCCAAGCUAAACCUUAGUCUUCCGACGACGACGACAACGACAACGACAGCGGUGGUCUAUCUUAAAGUGGAGCAUUUACUUAAAUGGAAGCCAAAUUUUUUCGCUUUCUUAAGAUUGUGGGUGUGGGCUACAAAGCCAGGGCCGAAGCUGAAGGACGCCUGUUGCUUCUGAAAUUGGGUUACAGUCAUGAGGUUGAGUUGACCGUUCCCCCUGCUGUUCGUGUUUUCUGCUUCAAGAACAAUGUCGUUUGCUGCACUGGAAUUGAUAAAGAUAGGGUGCACCAGUUUGCUGCUUCCGUGCGUAGUUGUAAGCCACCUGAAGUUUACAAAGGCAAGGGUAUAAUGUACGUUGAUGAAGUUAUUAAGAAGAAGCAAGGAAAGAAGUCUAAGUGAUUGGAUGUCUCAAAGCUUAUCUAUGGCUGGAAGUUGGUAAUCUUUCUUUUUGCGUUCUGGUUGUAAUCAGAAAAUAACAGUAGUCUGGGGUUUUCUUUCAAACUAUUGUCUUUUUAAUAUAGGUUUCUUAGUUGAUCCCUUAUCCUCAUUUAGGUUUCAUAGUCUGUACUUUUGGGGCUUUCCUGAAUGGAGUUCAGGUUUCUCCUACUUCGGAACCAUAGUGGAGAUAAAGUUAACCUCAGAACACAUUAAAUUUUAGAUGUUAAACUGAAGGAUUCACUGUUGAUUAUUCUUGGACAGGACUAGCCUAUGAUCUAAGAAUCAUGGCUUUAAAAUUGCAUGUCUGCUGUAAUUGUUGUCAACUGGUAAGGAAUGAGGUGGAUGAAGGUCUAAAAUUCUUAUUUCUAUUGAGGGACAAUAAUAAUUGUUGUAAUGUGUACAUGUAUACGUUCUGAAAAUAUUGAAGUUACAAUUUCUGUUAUAAAUUUGCAUCACAACUCUGAUCAUUUGUC